Messenger RNA from Phycodurus eques (leafy seadragon), 1572 nucleotides. It is a transcript of the gene angpt1, whose product is annotated as angiopoietin 1. Gene Ontology annotation, molecular function: receptor tyrosine kinase binding. Gene Ontology annotation, biological process: Tie signaling pathway; angiogenesis. The transcript has 9 exons. Bases 1 to 1569 code for a protein of 522 amino acids. The record is from RefSeq and is a predicted model, not a curated record. NCBI's taxonomy places the organism in Eukaryota, Metazoa, Chordata, Actinopteri, Syngnathiformes, Syngnathidae.
AUGAUGCUGUGCUACACUUUUGUGUAUCACUUGCUGUCUUUGGCAGCAAUUGUAAUGAUUGUGACCUGCGGCGGAGGCGAGCAGAGGAGGGGGGUCGACAGUAGUACCAGCAGCACAGGUGGCGGCAGCAGCAACACCGGAGGAAGCGGCAGCAGACGAUUCCAUAAGAUCCAGCAUGGCCAGUGCACCUACACCUUCAUCUUACCUGAAGGAGGGGCAGCUGGGGAGGGUUCCUGCAGGGAGGCAAAAGGCGGUAGCCCACAGUAUAAUGCCAAUUCCCUCCAGAGAGAUGCACCGCCACCCGAUCCGGACUUUCCCAAACAGAAGAUCCAGCAGCUUGAACACAUUAUGGAGAAUUACACGCAGUGGCUACAGAAGAUUGAGAAUUACAUCAAAGAAAGAAUGAAAACCGAGAUGGCUCAACUGCAACAGAGCGCUGUACACAACCACACAGCAGCCAUGUUGGAAAUGGGAACCAACCUUCUCUCUCAAACUGCAGAACAAACGCGGAAGCUGACUGAUGUUGAGACACAGGUUUUGAAUCAAACAUCGAGGCUUGAGAUCCAGCUGCUAGAAAAUUCUCUUUCCACUAACAAGCUGGAGAAGCAGUUAAUGGUCCAGACCACCGAGAUCAACAAGCUCCAUGACAAGAACAGCCUCAUGGAGCAGAAGAUGUUAGAAAUGGAGAUGAGGCACCAUGAAGAAUUGGAGACUCUAAAACAGGAGAAAGGAAGUCUCCAAGAUCUUGUUGGGAGGCAGAGUGGGGUUAUCAAAGAGCUCGAGGCCCAGCUGAGCCGGGCUACGGGAAACAGCACCGCCCUGCAAAGGCAGCAACAGGAGAUGAUGGACACCGUCCACAACCUACUCAACCUUUGCUCCAAAGAUGGAGUCCCAAAGGUCCUGGAUGAAGAAAAGAAGUUCCGUGAUUGUGCCGACCUUUACCAGGCUGGCUUUAAUAAGAAUGGAGUCUAUAACAUCCAGAUCAACCUGCAAGAGAACAAAAGGGUGUAUUGUAACAUGGAAACAGCUGGCGGUGGAUGGACGAUCAUCCAGCGCAGAGAAGACGGCAGUGUGGAUUUCCAGAGAACGUGGAAGGAUUACAAAAUGGGUUUUGGAAGUACAUCUGCAGAGCACUGGUUGGGGAAUGAAUAUGUUUACCAGUUGACCAGCCAAAGGCAGUACAUCCUCCGCGUUGAACUGACAGACUGGGACGGACAGCAGGCCUUCUCACUUUAUGAUCGCUUUCAAAUUGGCAGCGAGAAACAGAACUACAGGCUAUUCCUGAAAAGCCACAGUGGGACAGCAGGCAGACAGAGCAGUCUAGUGAUCCAUGGCGCAGACUUCAGCACCAAGGACAUGGACAAUGACAACUGCAUGUGCAAGUGCGCCCUCAUGUUCACUGGUGGUUGGUGGUUCGAUGCUUGCGGCCCAUCCAACCUUAACGGCAUGUACUUCGUGCAAGGACAGCAUGUGGGGAAGGUAAACGGUAUCAAGUGGCACUACUUUAAGGGCCCCAGCUACUCACUACGAGCCACGGCCAUGAUGAUCCGCCCGCUGGAAUUCUCCUAGCCG